Messenger RNA from Acanthoscelides obtectus, 6453 nucleotides. The record is from the annotation of a GenBank genome assembly. Lineage: Eukaryota; Metazoa; Arthropoda; Insecta; Coleoptera; Chrysomelidae.
GUCAUACUAGAUAUGGGAAAUCGCUUUCAGCGAUCAAGAAAAAUCGAUGUCGAAUACUCGAUGCUAGCGUUGGCCUAAAAAAGCCGAAUAUGGAAUGUCGACCUGUCGGCUCCAGAAACCCAAAUAAAAUGAAAAAUGAGAUAUUAAUUCAUCGCUUUUGCUGCAGUACGGACACGUUGUAAAGUGUGAUGCAAUUACAACAUUAGCAAUGGAAAUAUUCCUAGGAUUGGUUUUGGAAAUUACGAAUAUGUGGAAUUUGGAUCCUGCAGUUUGCGUAAAGCAAUAAGAACGUAAUUUCAUUAGUGUUCCCUUGAAAUUCAUUGAGUAAAUAAUCCAACUGAUUAAUUAUCCAUGGUUGUGUAGAAUGUUAAAAUUCGGAAGUUUGAAUUGCAUACACACCGUGUUUGUUUAGUGCUUUAUUAUCAUCUAUUUUGUGAUAAUAAAAUAAACAUUAGUUAACCACUGUUUGCUGCAUAGGCAAUUGUAAACUAUAUACAUCGAUGAUAAACUAAAAAUAGAAAACAUGGGCACGUGUAUUCUGCCGCUAUGUUCGAACUGCAGAGAAAAUAAACCCGAAGGCGUAUCGUUUCAUGGGUAAAAAGCCGUAAAACAAGCCAUCCAUCACGCAGCAUCUUACAAGAGUUUCAAAGUCCGGCGAGUAUGAAGCAAUGCAGUCUCCUUGGAGUGGAACAGUGACAAGGUGUUUGCAUCUAGAUGUCUAAAAUCUGUUUUUUGGGACCCCAUGAUUCAUUUAUUUUUAUGGUAUGGGCGGAGAGGGUUUUCUCAGAAAAUGGUUCUGAAAGAGUGCCUUUAUAAGUUAAAGUGUCUGUGAUAAAUAAAGAUUCCGACUGUCCUGACCUGGCAUAUGAUGGACAAUGACUAUUAUAGGUGGUAGCAACAAUACCAAUGGCAGUUCAAAAGAAACGGAUUUUCAAAGUGUUUGUGGGGAUCCUUAUCGGGAUCCUCGCGUCCCACUUGUCAAAUACUCGUUUCUGCAAAAACGGAGAAAAAAGAAAAGAUUCACGUCCCUUGCAGCUGUUGGGCGUGGAAAAUAUGAGGGCGUUCAACAAGAAUCUGUUGUUUGUUGGGGUUAUGACGGCAGCUAAAUACCUGGAUACUAGAGCAAAAUCCGUAUAUGACACUUGGGCUAGCGAGGUAUCAGGCAAAGUAAUGUUCUUCAGCUCUGAAGGUUCCUACAGUGACCAUGUGCCUUUGGUAGCGUUACCGUUUGUAGAUGACAGCUACCCACCACAAAGAAAAUCGUUCAUGAUGUUGAAGUAUAUCCACGACCAUUAUGCAGAUCAAUACGAGUGGUUUUUAAGGGCUGAUGAUGAUGUAUAUAUGAGAACUGAUAAGUUAGAGGAACUAUUGAGGUCUGUGGAUAGCAGGAAACCAUGGUUCAUCGGUCAAACGGGUAGAGGUAACAACGAAGAAUUCGGCCAGCUGUCCUUAGAUAGCGACGAAAAUUUCUGUAUGGGUGGCCCUGGGAUAAUUCUAAGUAGAGAAACGUUGAAAAGGGUGGCCCCGCAUUUAGAGUUUUGUCUUCAAGAAUUGUACACUACUCACGAGGACGUUGAGUUAGGAAGAUGUGUUAGAAAAUAUGCUGGAAUCUCCUGUACAUGGUCUUAUGAGAUGCAGGUGAUAUUUUAUCACAACCAGAGUGGUGAGUCGGCAUUCAGCAGUGAUCUCAAACAAAAAGAAGUGCAUAGAGCCAUCACUUUGCAUCCAGUCAAAAAGGACAGGCAUAUGUACAGGCUUCACAAGUAUAUCAAAGGUUUGAAUAUCCAAAGGCUGCAGCAGUCUAGUCUAAUACUGCACCGAGACAUGGCCGCUUCAAUGAGUGAACUCGGGUACCACGUUGAUAGUCUGAGCAACGUCGAACUAGCACCAAAUUUGUCGCUGUUUCCUGCUAAAAAAGGCACUCCAGGGUACCUGGGUGACACCAAUAUAUUGGGGGUGCCCACUAAGCUAAACCGGUACACGCCACAUACAUUGGAGAAUGUUCUAGAAUGGGAAAUGGUAUCUAAAACUUUGUACUCGCAUAGAGAUUUGAAUCCUAGAAAAAGGAUAGGAUCGUCUCUGAAAGAAGGACUGAGCGACGUCACGAGAGAGGUCAUGGAACUGAUAAAUUCUUAUUCGAAACAACGAGGACGUGUGAUAGAAUUUAAGGAAAUACUUUACGGAUAUUGGAGGGUGAAUCCCAUUUAUGGAGUUGAUCUGAUAUUAGAUAUGUUGCUAGUUUAUAGAAAAUAUAGAGGGCAUAAAAUGACAGUGCAAGUUAGGAGGCACGCAUAUGUUCAACAGACGUUUACAGGAAUAUUUGUCAGAGAAGUGAGCAAUACUCAUCAUCCAUCCCAGCAUCAACUUUCUGACGCCAAACAUCUGCCACUACAUAAAAAGAUUGUACACGAAAUACUGUCGAAAUUAAACGCAAAAUUGCCACUUUUGGGCAAGUCCGGUGCUGUGAACAAAACAAAUAUCAACUUUAUCCUACCUCUUAGCGGACGAUAUGACGUUUUCAAAAGAUUCUUGGCACAUUACGAGCAAAUGUGCAUUUUACAAGGAGAAAACACUAGUUUGUAUGUAAUUUUGUACAAAGAUGAAAAAUCGCCGCAAGACUUCACAAACUCUUUGAAAUUGGUUGACGAUUUGAAAUCUAGAUACCAACUAGAAAGUGUUAAAGUGGUGACUCCAAAUGACACAUUUUCUAGAGGCCGAGCGCUACAAAUUGGAGUCGAUUUGUUACAAAACGAAGAUUUGAUGCUGUUCAUAGACGUUGAUAUGAUCUUUGACAGAUCCUCCUUAGAGCGAAUACGCAGAAAUACUGUGAUAAAGUCAAAAAUAUACUUUCCUAUAGUGUACAGUCUUUACAAUCCAAGGUUCCUGAACGGACAUGGAAACCUUUCAAGAAUCUCCCAGGAUGUUAUCGACGAAACUCGAGGUUUUUGGAGGCAGUUUGGGUUUGGUAUAGUCAGUCUAUACAAAUCGGACUAUGUUGAUUUAGGAGGAUUCAACUUAGGUAUAAAAGGUUGGGGUUACGAAGACGUUACAUUCUGUGACAACGUAGUGAAAUCGAAUAUGAAAAUUGUGAGGGCUGUGGAUCCUGGCUUGAUCCAUGUGUAUCAUGAUGUGAUGUGUGAUGAACAUUUGGAAAUUGAGCAGAAGACUAUGUGCCUGGGCACCAUGGCGAACACCAUGGGUGCGUUGCGGACGUUACAAAAAGUGUUUUUGGAAUAUAAGAAUUUGUUCAGGUAGCAUCAGAAUAACGUGAUUCACCUAGCAGUUUAGGUACGUCGUAAUAACGUCAUUUUGUGACGUUCAAAUAACUUCAAUUUAUCUAGGCCAAAUACUUUAUUCUAAGACGACAAAGAAACGUCGUUUUAGCUCUACACGUCCACUUUUGGAAUCUCACACUUUUGAGAGUACUGACACUGCUCUUGUCAUAACUGAAGCUCUAAUAGUACUCUUUCCCUCACAAUACAAAAUUACUUAAAAUGACGUAUCUGUGUUGGUUGGUUGUUCAGGUAGCAUAGGAAUGACGUGAUUUACCUAGUAGUUUAAGUACGUCGUAAUAACGUCAUUUUGCGACGUUCAAAUAACCUCAGUCUAUCUAGGCCAAAUACUUUAUUCCAAGACGACAAAGAAACGUCGUUAGCUCUACACGUCCAUCUUUUGGGAUGUCAUACUUUUAGGAACCAGUACGUACACUGCUCUUGUCAUAACUGAAGCUCUGUUGGGUCUCUUUCCCUCACAAUGCAUAAUGACUUAAAAUGACGCUAUUUUGACGUAUAUGUGUUGGUUGGUUGUUAAGGUAGCAUAGAAAUAACGUGAUUUACCUAGUAGUUUAAGUACGCCAUAAUAACGUCAUUUUGCGACGUUCAAAUAACUUAUCAAUCUAUCUAGACCAAACACUUUAUUCUAAGACCUCAAAGAAACGCCGUUUUAGCUCUACACGUUCACUUUUGGAAUCUCACACAUUUGGGAGUUAGUACCGACACUGUUCUUGUCACAACUGAAGCUCUUUUGAUUCUCUAUCCUUCACAAUACAUAAUGACUUAAAAUGACGUCAUUUUGACGUAUCUGUGUUGGUUAGUUGCUCAGGCAGCAUAGGAAUGACGUGAUUUACCUAGUAGUUUAGGUACGUCAUAAUAACGUCAUUUUGCGACGUUCAAAUAACCUCAGUCUCUCUAGGCCAAACACUUCAUUCUAAGACGACAAAGAAACGUCGUUUUAGCUCUACACAUCCACUUUUGGAAUUUCACACUUUUUGGAGUUAUAGCACGUACACUGCUCUUGUCGUAAUUAAGACUCUUUUGGUUAUAUGUCCCUCGCAAUACAUAACGACUUGAAAAGACGCCAUGAAGUAUCUGUGUUUGUUGCUUUUUAAGGUAGCAUAGGAAUAACGUGAUUCACCUAGUAGUUUAGGUACGUCUUAAUAACGUCAUUUUGCGACAUUCAAAUAACCUAUCUAUCCAAACCAAAUACUUUAACACGCCUAAGAAACGUCGUUUUUGGUCUACACGUACACUUUUGGAACAUCUCUGUUUCGGGAGUAUGUACGCUGCUCCUGUCAUAACUCAAGCUAUGUUAGUUCUCUAUAUAACGCUUUGAAAUGACGCCAUUUUGACGUAUCUGCGUUGGUUAGUUGUUCAGGUAGCAUAGGAAUAAAGUGAUUUACCUAGUACGUAGUUUAGAUACGUCAUAAUAACUUCAUUUGCGACGUUCAAAUAACCUCAGUCUAUCUAGAUCAAACAUCAAACACUAUAUUCUAAGUCGGCUAAUAAACGUCGUUUCAGCUCUACACGUUCAGUUUUGGAAUAUUGCAGUUUUGGUAGUUAAUAGGUACGCUGUCCUUGUCAUAACUGAAGCUCUCUUGGUUUUCUCUGGCUAAUAAUACAAAAUGACUUAAAAUGACGUCAUUUUGACGUAUCUGCGGUACUAGAUAUUUUUCUGGUUGACACUUGUGGUUUAUAUUUUCAGCGAUUUAAAUGAAAUGCUUCACGUCUCAUUUUAAAUAGAACACAUUAUGGAAGAGACGCCAAGAUUUGUGCCACAAUUUUUCAUAAUUUAUCUGUAUACCAUUUAAAUUAUGUCGCGAUUUAUUUAAAAUCAAAAACUUUUAUAUGCAAGUACUUUAUGAAAAGAUUUUCAAGUGUUAAGUCUCUACUUUACAGCCUAGGGACGUCUGUAUGCCAUAGGGCGGUAAUAUAACUUUACCGCCCGCUGUGUAUAAAUAAACCCAUGUUAAACACAAUCUAACUGUUACGGGAAUAGUCAAAAUUUUCAACGGAAACCCCGCAUCAAAGCAGGAAAUGUUACGUUAGAAUGUGGUCUUGACCUCAAAGCCAAAGUCCUAUCAAUCUAUCUCCAUAUUUUAUAUGGAAACCCCUCUAUUUGUAUGCCAAAAUGGCAGAAAGCAAGAAAUGUAUUCGGAAAUAAAUUUUAAAAUGGCCUUGAAGGUGCGUCAAGGUCAUCUUUGGUAAACCUUCACAAAGCUCAAAACUGCUGUCCUUGAAGGUCAUGGUGAUGGUCAUAUAGGAUGGAAAAUUUCCUCAUUCUUCCAAUUCCUGUGUAAAAAAAAUAUUCGCUUGACCUUAUAAUGACAUUGAAAGGCUCGGUCGAAGUCACAAUGAAUUUGCACCCUCGAGACCCUACAACAUAUUUGAAACUUAACAAAAUAUUUAGGUGGAGAGAUUAAAAUGGGACACCAUGUAUAGGUCGUUAUUGCAUUCCUCCAUAGGUGGCGUUCACGGCGAGUGCACGUGGCGUGGACCGGCGUACCUAUUUUUAAUGAAAUUGAAUCAGAUUUUUUACGUAAUACCUCUGCGGUACGGUCAUUUUUUGUUUCCAAUUCUACUUAAAAGCUACUGUAGCUUUUUUAUUUUAACCAGUCGUAGAUAAAACUUCAACCUGUGUGAGAUUUAUGAACCAUGAGUGUCAAUUGGGAUUAGGUAUUUUUGACUGUGAUUAUAAUCCAGUGCCUCAUAAUUUGUGACAUAUUUGACGUUUUCCUUUUAGCCUGGAUUAUAUGUUUAUAUAUCUAUGAUAGAUCCUUAGAAACAUUUUUAGUUUUAGAAACUGUUCAGGUAUACUCAUUAGUUUUUAGCAAAGUUCCAAAUAUCUACUGUUAUUUUAUUUAUAUUAGAUAUAUAGGUUUAAGCACCAAAAAAUCACAAUAACGAUAAAGUGCUGCCACAUACUACAUUUGUCUGCCACUGAUAAGGCUUUUAAUUGUGAAUGCUGAUAUUACCCUAUUUCGCAAAUGUAAAAAAUACUGAAUUGAAACUUAUAUCUUGUUGAUGUGCCUUGUAUACAUUAUCCUAUUAUAUUUUUUAUAAAAAUAUAUGUAUACCAUUGUUGAAUUCACACUCAUGUACAAGUUUUUUGGGGUACCGACUAUAUAUUCAUUGCUCUUCCAAAUAUUUUAUGCUGUAUUUUACUUGCCAAUAAACG